This is a messenger RNA of Saprolegnia diclina VS20, 312 nucleotides long. RefSeq lists its product as hypothetical. The transcript has 2 exons. The record is from RefSeq and is a predicted model, not a curated record. Lineage: Eukaryota; Oomycota; Saprolegniomycetes; Saprolegniales; Saprolegniaceae. Bases 1 to 312 code for a protein of 103 amino acids.
AUGUCACAGCGCAAUGGCACGGCCCAGAUCCCGUUCUUCAUCACCGCGGCCAUGAAGGUCGAGCUCAAGCAGCUCGGCUACACGGACGACGACAUCUACCGCAUGCGCGUCGACGAUGCUCACAAGUAUGUCAAGAAUGGUACGCGCAAGGGCGCGGCGCCGGCCAAGAAGCCGUCGCUCGCCAAGCGGUUCCUCGGCGGCGGCAGCGCUGCGAGCGCGACCGACAACGACGAAGCCGCCGACAUUCCGCUCAUGGCCAUCGUGGCGGCGGUCGGUCUUGCGUGCUUCAUGGUCUACUUGCACCUCUUCUAA